CUCCUAGCGACCCUUGCCUGCCCCGCCAGGGGGAGCGUCUGCGCUCGACUGUUGGCUGACGGGACCCAGCAAGCGACGUAGGGCGGCGGCUCGGCGGCGCGGCUCCCCUCCCGCGUCCCCACCCCCUCCCCGCCCGCCCCCGGCGCGGCCCUGCCCGCCCCCUCCGCCCCCUCCCGCGGCGCCAUGCGCAGACUCAGUUCCUGGAGAAAGAUGGCGACAGCCGAGAAGCAGAAACACGACGGGCGGGUGAAAAUCGGCCACUACAUCCUGGGGGACACGCUGGGGGUCGGGACCUUCGGCAAAGUGAAGGUUGGCAAACAUGAAUUGACUGGUCAUAAAGUUGCUGUGAAGAUACUCAAUCGACAGAAGAUUCGAAGCCUUGAUGUAGUAGGAAAAAUCCGCAGAGAAAUUCAGAACCUCAAGCUUUUCAGGCAUCCUCAUAUAAUUAAAUUGUACCAGGUCAUCAGUACACCAUCUGAUAUUUUCAUGGUGAUGGAAUAUGUUUCAGGAGGCGAGCUAUUUGAUUAUAUCUGUAAAAAUGGAAGGCUGGAUGAAAAAGAAAGUCGACGUCUCUUCCAACAAAUCCUUUCUGGUGUGGAUUAUUGUCACAGGCAUAUGGUGGUCCACAGAGAUUUGAAACCUGAAAAUGUCCUGCUUGAUGCACACAUGAAUGCAAAAAUAGCUGACUUCGGUCUUUCAAACAUGAUGUCAGAUGGUGAAUUUUUAAGAACGAGUUGUGGCUCACCCAACUAUGCUGCACCAGAAGUAAUUUCAGGAAGGUUGUAUGCUGGUCCAGAGGUAGAUAUAUGGAGCAGUGGGGUUAUUCUCUAUGCUUUACUAUGUGGAACACUUCCAUUUGAUGAUGAUCAUGUGCCAACUCUUUUUAAGAAGAUUUGUGAUGGGAUCUUUUAUACCCCUCAGUAUUUAAAUCCUUCUGUGAUUAGCCUUUUGAAACAUAUGUUACAGGUGGAUCCCAUGAAGAGAGCCACAAUCAAAGAUAUCAGGGAACAUGAAUGGUUUAAACAGGACCUUCCAAAAUAUCUCUUUCCUGAGGAUCCAUCGUAUAGUUCAACCAUGAUUGAUGAUGAAGCCUUAAAAGAAGUAUGUGAAAAAUUUGAAUGCUCAGAAGAGGAGGUUCUCAGCUGCCUUUAUAACAGAAAUCACCAGGACCCUUUGGCAGUUGCCUACCACCUUAUAAUAGAUAACAGGAGAAUAAUGAAUGAGGCCAAAGAUUUUUACUUGGCAACAAGCCCACCUGAUUCUUUUCUUGAUGAUCACCAUUUGACUCGGCCCCAUCCUGAAAGAGUACCGUUUUUGGUUGCUGAAACUCCAAGGGCACGCCAUACCCUUGAUGAAUUAAAUCCACAAAAAUCCAAACACCAAGGUGUAAGGAAAGCAAAAUGGCAUUUGGGAAUUAGAAGUCAAAGUCGACCCAAUGAUAUCAUGGCAGAAGUUUGUAGAGCAAUUAAACAACUGGAUUAUGAGUGGAAGGUUGUAAAUCCAUAUUAUUUGCGUGUUCGAAGGAAGAAUCCUGUGACAAGUACAUACUCCAAAAUGAGUCUACAAUUAUACCAAGUGGAUAGUAGGACGUACUUAUUGGAUUUCCGUAGUAUUGAUGAUGAAAUUACUGAAGCCAAAUCAGGGACUGCUACUCCACAGAGAUCGGGCUCAGUUAGCAACUAUCGAGCUUGCCAAAGGAAUGAUUCAGAUGCUGAGGCUCAAGGAAAAUCCUCAGAAGCUUCUCUUACCUCAUCUGUAACCUCACUUGACUCUUCUCCUGUUGACUUAACUCCAAGACCUGGAAGUCACACAAUAGAAUUUUUUGAGAUGUGUGCGAAUCUAAUUAAAAUUCUUGCACAGUAAACCUAAAACUUUGCUUAUUUCUUUGAUAGCAAUAAGCAUGUAUAGUAAAUCAUAGCCAAAUGAUUUCACUUAUAGUCAAGUUAUACAUAAUUAUAACUAAGGAUUGGCCUUUUGGAAUGCAGUUUGCACAGGGAUUGGAACAUGAUUAAUAGUGAAAAGCAUAAUGUGCAAAAAUAUAAUAAUUUUGUUCAUUGUUCAGUAGGUAUAUAGAAUAAUAUACGCAAUGAAUUAUAAGUCUCUCAGGCUCACUUGAUUUUGGCUAUUUUAUAUUUAGUGUAUACAGGGCUUUAUAGAAUAUUAAUUUACCAUAAAGGCCUUCCUAUGUUAUUACAUGUUGAUGUGUUAUAUAUUUGCUUCAUAAAUUCAUUUGAUAAAUAUUUGCCUAGAAUCCCCAGAGACUUUUAUAGGUGAUUUUGUUUUCUGGGCUCGUUCUUAAGCAGCAAGUAUUUUCAGCCAUGGGGACAGCCUGGAUAAUUCUUCCAUAUCCCCUCUGUAAUAUUCUGUAGUAUAUGGUAAGUCUUAUUAAAAAUAUUGGACACAAUUAAAUUUUUUUCUUUAGUUUGAUAAG
Messenger RNA from Phacochoerus africanus (Common warthog), 2431 nucleotides. It is a transcript of the gene PRKAA1, whose product is annotated as protein kinase AMP-activated catalytic subunit alpha 1. The record is from RefSeq and is a predicted model, not a curated record. Gene Ontology annotation, biological process: intracellular signal transduction; protein phosphorylation. Gene Ontology annotation, cellular component: cytoplasm. Lineage: Eukaryota; Metazoa; Chordata; Mammalia; Artiodactyla; Suidae. The coding region runs from base 184 to 1863 and encodes 559 amino acids. The transcript is spliced from 9 exons. Gene Ontology annotation, molecular function: AMP-activated protein kinase activity; ATP binding.